AUGCUCCUUCGACCUUCAAUUGCGGCGCUCCACACCACUUCGAAUACCAGCACAAUAUGUUUCCGAUGUGCAAAGAGGCUGGCGCGCCUUACCGAGCCCCGGCUACGAUCUUUCUCCAAAGCUGUACGAACGAGACAAAUUGCUGUUGCGAAAGAAGAUGAGGUGGACAGAAGGUUCUUCUGGGCCAAUGCAUUUCAUUCCUCUGACAAGGAGGAUAAUGCGAGGAUUUGGUCGAGGUUUUCUUCGAAUGGCCGGGGAGUGAGGGAGGCACAACACACAUCAGCCACGACAGAACGUCCUAGCUCUUCUUCGAUUGAGGAACCUCCGCACAGACGACGAAAGCGACUGAAAGCAGUCGCAGCUCUCGACCAUGCUACAAACACCCAACUGCCACCCGAUGCGUCUUCCACGCUCUCUCGGGACGCUGCCGCGGCGCCUGCGAAUUCCUGGCGACGCAUAAUCUCGACUUACUUGGCUCUGUCCAAGCCACGACUUGCAUUCCUGAUUGUGCUCACGACGACUGCCUCGUACUCGAUAUACCCAGUGCCGGCCCUCCUCAGCACUUCAGUAACGGAUGCUCCUUCGCUCAGCACUCUCACGCUCCUCUUCCUCACGAGCGGGACCUUCUCCUGCAUAGCUUCUGCCAACGCAUUGAAUAUGCUCUUUGAGACUGAAUUCGACGCGAAGAUGAGCAGGACAAGAAACAGACCAUUGGUGCGCAAACUAUUGAGCAGAAGGGCUGCCGUUCUUUUUGCGAUUGCAACAGGGCUUUUCGGCACAGGAGUCCUGUGGUACGGAGUCAAUCCCACGACCGCACUCUUGGGUGCCGGGAACAUAGCACUGUAUGGAUUUGCAUACACUUUCUCGAAAAGACUGCAUCCCGUCAAUACGUGGGUUGGAGCCAUUGUCGGAGCCAUUCCGCCCCUCAUGGGCUGGUGUGCUGCAGCAAGCCAAUACAGCACAACGGACGCUUCUCUAUCGGACCCGGCAACGAUAGGGCAGGAAUUCAAGGAGUUGCUCUUCACCGAGCAAGCAAUUGGAGGAUGGUUGAUUGCAGCAUUACUCUUCGCUUGGCAGUUUCCUCACUUCUUUGCGCUCUCACACGGUGUGAGGCACGAGUACGCCAACGCUGGGUACAAGAUGCUGACGUCGUCCAACAUCCCAAUGGCGGCGCGGGUUUCACUGCGCUAUAGCUUUGCCAUGUUCCCCAUUUGCGCCGCGCUGAGCUACUACCAAGUAACAGACCCUGCGUUUGUUGCUACAAGCAGCGUGAUCAACGCCUGGAUGCUACGAGAAGCAAUCAAGAUGUGGAGGCUCAACGGUGAGAAGGGCUCAGCCAGAGCAUUAUUCUGGGCGAGUGUUUGGCAGCUUCCCAUAGUGCUGGUACUGGCUAUGAUGCAGAAGAAGGGCCUGUGGGACCGAGUGUGGAGUAGCGUGUUUGGGGAAGCAGUGCUGGAGGAUGAAUGGGAAGAGGAGAUGGAGGAGGAAGGUGUUAGCUAG
Molecule: messenger RNA, 1500 nt
Organism: Lecanosticta acicola
Lineage: Eukaryota; Fungi; Ascomycota; Dothideomycetes; Mycosphaerellales; Mycosphaerellaceae
Source: the annotation of a GenBank genome assembly